UAAAAACUGUCUCAAGGUGAAGUUAUUUCAAAGGAGAGAGUUGGACAUUUGGAACAAACAUAGUAUUGGUAAAAUCACAUGCUUUUCUAGCCAUGUUCCCCUUGGAGCCAACAACUCUGUUUGUGGCAAUUGUCCUUUGCCUAUUUCUAAUUUACCUCCUCCUACAUAAUGGGAAAGGAACGCCUCCAAACUUUCCCCCAGGACCUAAACCAUUACCGUUUAUUGGAAAUCUACAUAUAAUGAACCUAAAUAAGCCUCAUAAGACCUACAUGGAGCUUGGGAAGAAGUACGGAUCAGUAUUCAGUGUUCAGCUCGGGACAGAGAAGGUGGUUGUUCUGUGCGGGUAUGACGCGGUGAAAGACGCUCUGAUUAACCAUGCCGAGGAGUUUUCAGAGAGGGCUGUCUCUACUCUGUCUAGGAAAAGAUUAAAGGGAUAUGGUAUCAUUUUUUCUCAUGGGGAAAACUGGAAAGUGAUGAGAAGAUUUACUCUUGCGACACUGAGAGACUUUGGCAUGGGGAAGAGAACUAUAGAGGACAGAAUUAACGAGGAAUGUAAUUUUCUAAUGGAAACGUUCAAAUCCUACAAAGGAGAGCCAUUUGAGACCAACUUGAUAAUGAACGCCGCAGUAGCCAACAUCAUCGUAUCUAUUCUGCUCGCCCAUCGCUUUGAGUAUCAGGAUCCAACCCUUCUGAAGCUCAUUGGCUUAAUAAAUGAAAUUGUUAAGCUUUCUGGGCGCCCUAUAAUUAUGAUAUACGAUGCAUUUCCAUCUGUGGUCAGCUGGUUACCCGGAAGCCACCAAAAAGUGUUGGAAAAUACGCGGGGAUUACGGAACUUUAUUAAAGAAACGUUUACUGAACACAAGGCUCGACUGGACAUAAACGACCAAAGGGAUCUUAUCGAUGUCUUCCUUGUCAAGCAAAGAGAGGAAAAGCCAAAUCCUGGACUGUUUUUCCACAACGAGAAUUUAAUAUCACUUGUAAGUAAUUUAUUUGUUGCCGGAAUGGAGACGACUUCCACCACUCUCCGAUGGGGCCUCCUGUUAAUGAUGAAAUAUCCAGAAAUCCAAAAGAAGGUACAAAAUGAAAUCGACAAAGUGAUUGGAUCAGCUCAGCCUCAAAUGGAACACCGGAAACAAAUGCCCUAUACUGAUGCCGUUAUCCAUGAGAUUCAGAGGUUUGCAGACAUUGUGCCCACUAACCUUCCCCAUGCAACAACUAUGGAUGUCACUUUCAGGGGAUAUUUAAUUCCAAAGGGGACCCGUGUGAUCCCAUUGCUGACGUCGGUUCUUCGGGAUAAGGCUUACUUUGAAAAACCAUAUGAAUUUUACCCUGAACAUUUCCUUGACUCCGAAGGAAACUUUGUAAAGAAUGAGGCCUUCAUCCCCUUCUCAGCAGGUAAAAGAAUUUGUGCCGGAGAGACGUUGGCCAAGAUGGAACUCUUCUUGUUCUUCACAAAUCUUCUGCAGAACUUCACCUUCCGAUCACCUCCAGGACAGGACCUUCCAUUAACUACUGCAGAGGGUUUCACUUCGAUUCCUAUGGUUCAUAAAAUCUGUGCAGUGUCUCGUGCCUAGGGCUAAAAUUAAAACUGAUUAUAAAAAUGUCA
Messenger RNA from Xenopus tropicalis (tropical clawed frog), 1606 nucleotides. RefSeq names its product cytochrome P450 2K6 gene 3 (gene cyp2k6.3). Gene Ontology annotation, molecular function: heme binding; monooxygenase activity; oxidoreductase activity, acting on paired donors, with incorporation or reduction of molecular oxygen. The transcript is spliced from 10 exons. The record is from RefSeq and is a predicted model, not a curated record. NCBI's taxonomy places the organism in Eukaryota, Metazoa, Chordata, Amphibia, Anura, Pipidae. Bases 93 to 1574 code for a protein of 493 amino acids. Gene Ontology annotation, biological process: aflatoxin metabolic process.